This is a messenger RNA of Clarias gariepinus (North African catfish), 2655 nucleotides long. RefSeq names its product fibrinogen-like 1 (gene fgl1). NCBI's taxonomy places the organism in Eukaryota, Metazoa, Chordata, Actinopteri, Siluriformes, Clariidae. The record is from RefSeq and is a predicted model, not a curated record. The transcript is spliced from 7 exons. Gene Ontology annotation, biological process: negative regulation of T cell activation; regulation of immune response. The coding region runs from base 87 to 1016 and encodes 309 amino acids.
UAAAAGGCAGGCAGGACAGAUCAGUCAGGUAAAGAAUCUUUGGUACAUGAGCUGGAAAAAGACAGUUUGGGGUUUGUUCGGAUGUUAUGAUGGCGAUAAAAAAUUAUUUUGUGAUUUGGAUGGUUUUCUGUUUAUAUCUGGUUGAUGGUACAUCUAAGGAAUGCCACAAGGAGAGAGUUAAACUUCAAGUACAGUUAAAGAACAUGGAGGCUCAUGCGCUUAAGCAGCAGGAGAUGAUCCAGGGCUUCCUUCUCCUCAAUAAGCAGGCUUCGCUUCCUCUAAAUGAGAGCAUCUUUUUUGAUCUAGCAGAUAAACAAUAUAUAGACUGUGCUCAGAUUUUCAAUAAUGGCUACAAUAAGAGUGGAUUUUACAUGAUUAAACCUGAAAAGAGCCCAGCUAAGAUCCGAGUGUACUGUGAUAUGAACGACGGGGGUGGAUGGACAGUCUUGCAAAGACGCUCUGACGGCAAGGAGUCUUUUGACAGGAAUUGGAAUGCUUACAAAACUGGGUUUGGCGAUCUGAAUGCUGCAAAUGGAGAAUUCUGGAUAGGGAAUGACAACCUACAUUAUCUGACAUCCCAAGGUAAUUACAGCUUGAGAAUCAACUUGGAAGACUUUGAGGGCACCCACCGUUUUGCCUUGUAUAAAAAGUUUCAAGUUGACAGUGAACAGAAUCAUUACCAGCUGCAGUUUGAUGGAUACAGUGGGAAUGCAGGAGACUCGCUCUCAGGCAGCUACAACCCUGAGGUGCAGGGCUGGGCAAGUCACCAGGGCAUGAAUUUCAGCACAAAAGAUAAGGACAAUGAUCGCUAUGUGCACAACUGUGCUCUGGAGGACAUGUCUGGCUGGUGGUUUAACAGGUGUCACUCUGCCAAUCUGAACGGACUGUACUAUAAUGGGCCGUACAGUGCAGUGACUGACAACGGGAUUGUGUGGUACACCUGGCAUGGCUGGUGGUACUCCCUCAAAACAGUGGAAAUGAAGAUUAGGCCAAGUGCCUAUGAACCUGAAGUCUAACAUUACACUUUUUUUUUCUCAACUUUUUUUGUAUUUAAAAAAAAAGUAAACUCUACGCAUAUUUGUAAUAUUUUACAGACAGUUCAUAGUAAUAUAUAACAUAUACUGAACAAUGUCGUUGUAGUGUGUACAUACAGAGAAGAGAGAGGGAAUUUUACCGUGUCUAGUCAACAUGCCAUACUUGCGCAAAUAUCAAGCUUUAUAAAUGUAAGAACUCAGACACAGGCCGCUACACCGGAAGUGACGCCAUCCGUCCGCAGGUGAGAAGAGCGCCGAGCUCGCGCGUACCUGUUGGCUGUACUGUUUCACUACUGGUGAGAUGUCUGUGGUGGUGUUUUGUUGUUGUUGUUGUUGUUGUUGUGACACACACCAAACGAUGAGUAUAACAUAUUUUCCUAACUUGUAUUAACCGUUAAAUCACGUAAAAAGAGAAACGUAUCAGUAUUGACGUAGAUAAACUCUAGUAUUGUGUUUUAUAUUGUGUUGUUCGGAGCCUCGAGUAAUAACUCACUUUAAUAACAAGUAACGGUUGCAAAUAUGUUUGUCUUUUUCCUGUGUAUUACAACCGGUAACAAUUAAACACCAAACAGUUUGUUAACUUGGUAAGGAUACAUAUUACUCUGUGACUACAUUAUAAAAUCAAGCAAAACAGUUAGUUUAUGAUUUUUCUGACCAUAAUGUAGCUUAACACAUCAUGCUUACUCAUCUAUGUAUUGAUUUGUUUAAUCCCAUGAAUGAUUCACAGCACACUAUAGCUUCAUGACUUUUUUCCUCUCUGCGCUAUUUCUGGAAAGCAGUCCAAGGCAUUCGAGAUGACAUCUUGAUGACUGUAAAUCAGGUGCAGAAAAAGAAUUUGGCAAUGUCAAUGAGAGACUGUGCCUUUAAAGGAGGUGUGAUCUUAUGGGAAAGCAGAGCUGGACAGACAUGAGUUACUAGAAAUAACUUUAAAAGCUUUUUUCUGGCUUUUAUUUAAUCAACACUAUUCCCAAUAGUGCAAGCAGCUUUUAAAUAAUUGCUUAAUCUGAAAACCCAUGGAUAGUGGUAGCCUGCCAGAUGGCAUUAUUAAGUAUGAUGAGUGAUGUUUGUUCAGUUUCCUGGUUGUAUACAAUUUUGAAUUAUUUCUUUUUGGCAGAAGAAGAAUGGAGUAACAUUGUGUUGCCUUCUGUGUCUCGACUGACUGCGCUUCGGUCCUUUAGGACAUUGUAUGGCAUCCAAGUAAAAUUUAAAUAAAUUUAAGAUGUUAGAGCAAGAGUUUAUGCAUUUAAGUUUAAAAUUCUAAAAGUUUCCUUUAAUUGUAACUAAUCUAAGCUGCAGAAAAUCUUUCCACAGGUACAGUAUGUUCAGAUUAAAAUGUAUGUAUUUAUUUAUUCUGUUCAACUAGCGUGUACUCCUCUAGAUUUAGUUCCACAUAGAUACUGUAGUGUGACAGUAAAGGUACUGCUAUGAAAAUACAUGACUGUAGUGUGGCACUAAUUUGUAAUUAACUGACCUACAUUGAGGUUACAGAAGGAAACUGGAGUCAGUUGGCCUUGUUCCUUAAGUGGACACAUUUGGAAUAUCAGCGUUUUUAAGUUGCUUGCAUGUCCUUUGAUUUUGCUUAACACUGAACAUUUAUAAGUUUAAUAUAGACCUCCUCCAA